AGAGUCCUAGCAUACUGUUUGAAACCCCAAAGAGCCAUUACUCAUAUAACCAUCCUCUUUCUCUCAUCUUUUCUUUUCCACAUAACCUGCAACUUGUUUCGUUGAUCCUCACUUUUUUUUCUUCUCGGGAUCACUUCCUCCUAAAGCUACAAAAACUAUUUUUGUUUCCUAUAUAGCAGGGAAGAGGGACCAAUUUUUUUCGGUGACCUUCUUCCAAUACAUUGGCUUCCUGGUGGACAAGAUUUUGCAAAAAUCAUGGAGGGAAUGCGAGACAGAAACUCACAGCUUGAACUCCAAGACCAAGAGGGUACUAAUAUUGGGUCCUCUUUGUCAAAGCUGAUAUUAACAAGUGGCACAAACACCCUCGAUUCAAUUUUCUCGAAUUGCCCCACAACAACAAAUGGCAGCACUAGAAGCAACUCCGUGUUGGAUUAUUUAGAGCCCUUUGGGUCUUUGGGGUAUGAGCCUUUGGGGUCUUCCGUGUACCUCCGCCAAAGGGACAUCCUCCAAAAGUUCUACCAAGAAAGCCGAGGAAAUGGGUCUUAUAAUGUUCCCACUUCCUCCUUGAGUAAUUCGUUGACGAACCCUUGCAAGAAAAAGCUGUACAGGGGAGUGAGGCAGAGGCACUGGGGCAAAUGGGUGGCGGAAAUUAGACUCCCACAGAACAGGAUGAGAGUGUGGUUGGGAACCUACGACACCGCCGAAGCUGCUGCCUACGCCUACGACCGCGCCGCGUACAAGCUCCGUGGAGAGUACGCGCGUUUGAACUUCCCCAAUCUCAAGGACCCCACCAAGCUAGGUUUCGGUGACUCCGCCAGAUUGAACGCCUUGAAGUCCUCCGUCGACGCCAAAAUUCAAGCCAUAUGCCAGAAGGUCAAAAGGGAGAGAGCCAAAAAGAAUGCCGCCAAGAAGCUUCACAAUAGCACUGACCCUAAACGCGGCCAGAGUGAGAAGCCCUCCUCCUCGUCCUCGCCGUCGCCGUCGCCGUCGCCGUCGCCGUCGCCGUCGAUUUUUAACGAUAAUUGGGCGAACCAGUUGUUUUCUCCGGCCGUUUCGGAGGAUGGGUUUUGGAAGGGGGAGAAUUCGCAUUCGCCGGCCUCGGUUUUGACGGAGUGUCAAACAGAGGAAACAGAGUUGUUGUUCGAAGGUUGUUCUCUGGCUAGAUUGCCUUCCUUCGACCCCGAGUUGAUUUGGGAGGUUCUGACCGUUUAAUUAGUUGAUACUGUCUUCCUUUCUUAGGUUACUACUUACAGCGAGCGCUCAUGUCAUGUGUAUAUGAAAAAUAUAUAUUAUUAGUGUGGUCUUGUUUUGUUUGUCGGAAUGGGAAGAGGUCCUUUAGCGUAUGCCUGUGGUUUCGGCCUUGGUUUUUUGCUCAAGCCUUGCUUCAGGGAUUUUCCUAUUGCACUUGUUGUCAAUUGUGAUAGAGUUCUCCCUCCAUUAUGAAUUUUUCCUAUUCACAGCACUUUUUUGUCUGAAACUGCAACCCUGUUCUUCACCAUCCAUAAUUAAUACUACAAUCCAAUUGCAGUUUAGUUCU
This is a messenger RNA of Glycine soja, 1537 nucleotides long. RefSeq names its product ethylene-responsive transcription factor ERF061-like. The transcript has a single exon. Gene Ontology annotation, molecular function: DNA binding; DNA-binding transcription factor activity. NCBI's taxonomy places the organism in Eukaryota, Viridiplantae, Streptophyta, Magnoliopsida, Fabales, Fabaceae. The record is from RefSeq and is a predicted model, not a curated record. The coding region runs from base 256 to 1212 and encodes 318 amino acids. Gene Ontology annotation, biological process: regulation of DNA-templated transcription.